Quercus robur (English oak) is the source of this 1479-nucleotide messenger RNA. RefSeq lists its product as uncharacterized. Bases 437 to 1243 code for a protein of 268 amino acids. The transcript is spliced from 2 exons. The record is from RefSeq and is a predicted model, not a curated record. NCBI's taxonomy places the organism in Eukaryota, Viridiplantae, Streptophyta, Magnoliopsida, Fagales, Fagaceae.
GUGGUGAACAUGGAAAGGCACGUGUGCUUGGGGUUUAUUCACUUUCAUGGGGGAAUAAUCAUGUUGGCCAUAAAUUUCAGUGAAAUAUAAUAUAACCCUUAGUGUAUGGGCAUGCAGACCUUUUAACAAGAAGCAAUUGGUCCCCACUCCCCUCCAAAAUUUGUUUGUACCAAUAUCAUUUGUAAAGAUAAAUUAAUGUUUGAUAGAUUCGCAAUAGUUUUGUAGUUAAAUUUUCAUUUUUCAAUGCACGAAUUGCGAAGUUUGAAAGAGAGGUCAAUUCUCAUUUAUCAAUGCAUGAAUUGCAAAGCAAGAAGAGAGAGGUUCGAACAGAAGAGUUAACUGUAAGAGCCUUGCACAAAAAAUGAAAUUGAGCGACUAUUAGAGGGUGUUUGGUACAUUUACUCCAAUACACAUUUUAAUUUUUAAACAACAUUAUAUGUAUUUUUAUAUUUUUUUUUCAUACAUGUUUUCAAAUACAUAUACCAAACACCCCUUUAGUCAUGUGACCUCUCUAGUCGGAGUUCUCAAUGGCUAUAACAAGGAGGAUCAACAUCGGACGGUUGGGAAUGAUUCGAAUUCUGAGAAAUCUACGGCUCUGAUUGCUCGUAACUUGCUUGGUGGUGGGUCUAACUCUUUUUCUUCUUCAACCUCUAAGCUUGUGGUUGAUUCCCAGGAAUUGGACCUCGACUUGCAGGUCCCAAAUGGCUGGGAAAAGUGCCUAGACUUGAAGUCAGGGAAAGUCUACCUACGAAGAUGUAGCACCCCAAAUUCACCUUCAAUCUCAGAUAAGAAGCACCAAAUCAAUUCAACAGUUCCAAGACUUCAGGAUUUAAAUUUUCCUCCUUCACCCUCGAAAAUCACAUUAAAUCUUUUUGAUGAAACUCCUCUGGAUUUAAAGUUGGUCUCAUCACCAUCUUCAUCGAAUAAUUAUCAAAGCGUAUGCACUCUUGAUAAGGUGAAAUCAGCACUCGAAAGGGCAGAGAAAGAACCACUGAAGAAGAGAGCAUCAUUUGGGAAAUCACCAUUGUCGCCUUCAUAUUCAUCGUCAUCAUCUUCGAUUAGAGAAACCCAAGAAGAAGACUUUGAAGAUAAAUUAUUAUCAUCACCAAUGGCAGCAGGGUGUCCUGGUUGCUUAUCUUACGUAUUGAUAACGAAAAAUAAUCCAAAAUGUCCUAGGUGCAGUUCUGUUGUCCCGUUACCGCUGAUAAAGAAACCUAGAAUUGAUCUCAACAUAUCUAUCUGAAUGAUUAAAGAAUACUAUGAUUAUGGCUUAUAUCCACUAUUUUUAAUUUUGUAGAUGAUAGAUGAAAUUAGAGUUGGAGAAAUAGAUUUGUUAGUAAAAGAAGAAUAUAUGUAGUAUGUACAUCAUAAAGGGAUGGUGCCGGUAUUAGUGUAGUUGAUAGAAGUUUGAUUUAUUCAGAAUCUUUUAUCAUAUUUUCGUCCUUUAUAUUUUAACUGUGUCAUUCGCUUUUCUUUUUA